This is a messenger RNA of Chironomus riparius, 1870 nucleotides long. The record is from the annotation of a GenBank genome assembly. Lineage: Eukaryota; Metazoa; Arthropoda; Insecta; Diptera; Chironomidae.
UUCAAAAACAACUGAAACUUAUUUUAUUCUGUUCCUUACGUCCAACCUGUUGACACGCGUUGUUCUAAUCGGCAAUUAUUCAAUUCCAAAAUUGUGCAAAUCUCAAGAAAUUGUUAAAAGCGUCAAGUGACAACGCCUGCAAUAAUUGUUCUUAAUUAUAUUAAUCAUGUUUAAAGUCAUUCGUUCAUUAAACUCGGUUCCAAAGCGAUGUUAUUCAAUUCCGGCACCAAAAGAAAAACCUCAAAUUUUGUACACAGGCCUAUUCAUAAACAACGAAUGGCAUAAAUCGGAAUCAGGCAAGACAUUUCAAACAAUUAAUCCAGCAACCGAAGAAGUCAUUGCUGAUGUCCAGGAAUCGUCGAAAGCUGAUGUCGAUAAAGCUGUAGAAGCUGCACGAAAUGCAUUCAAACUUAAUUCUCCUUGGAGACGUAUGGAUGCUAGUUCCAGAGGCAAAUUGAUCCAUAAGCUUGCAAAUUUAAUGAAACGUGAUCGCGUGUAUUUGGCAAGUUUGGAAACGCUUGAUAAUGGAAAGCCGUAUGCAAUGAGCUACAACGUAGACGUUCCAAUGGCAAUUAAUAAUCUUCAUUAUUUUGCCGGAUGGGCUGAUAAAAAUCAUGGCAAAGUUAUUCCUAUGGACGGUGACUAUUUUGUUUAUACAAGACAUGAACCGAUUGGUGUUUGUGGACAAAUUAUUCCAUGGAACUUCCCAAUUUUGAUGGCUGCAUGGAAGUUGGGUCCAGCACUUGCUACUGGAAAUACAAUUGUCCUUAAACCAGCUGAACAAACUCCAUUGACUGCACUUUAUAUUGCACAAUUGAGUCGUGAGGCUGGAUUCCCAGACGGUGUAAUUAAUGUCUUGCCAGGAUAUGGCACAGCUGGUCAGGCUCUUGUUGAUCAUCCACAUGUCGAUAAAAUUGCAUUUACUGGAAGUACGGAUGUUGGAAAGAAGAUUAAGUCGGGUGCAGCUUCAUCAUUGAAACGAACGACACUUGAACUUGGCGGUAAAUCACCAAAUAUUGUCUUGGCUGAUUGUGACUUGGCACAUGCUGUUGAAACUUCUCAUUUCGGAUUAUUCUUUAAUAUGGGUCAAUGCUGUUGUGCUGGUUCGAGAACCUUCGUUGAAGACAAGAUUUAUGAUGAAUUUGUUGAAAGAUCAGCUGAACGUGCUAAGAGACGUACUAUUGGAAAUCCAUUUGACUUAGCAAAUGAACAAGGUCCUCAAAUUGACAAAGCCGCACAAGAUAAAAUUUUGAGAUUAAUUGAAACUGGUAAGAAGGAAGGUGCAAGAUUAGUCGCCGGUGGAACGCAUCCAGCCAUGAAGGGAUACUACAUUGAACCAACAGUCUUUGCUGAUGUGAGUGACGACAUGACAAUAGCUAGAGAAGAAAUCUUCGGACCAGUUCAACAAAUAAUCCGCUUUAAGAAACUCGAUGAGGUCAUUGAACGAGCUAAUGAUAGUGAAUAUGGACUUGCUGCAGCAAUCUUCUCAAAAGACAUUGACAAGAUCAAUUACUUAAUUCAGGGUGUUCGUGCUGGAACUGUUUGGGUUAACACAUACAAUGUUUUGGGAUCACAAGCUCCAUUCGGUGGAUAUAAGCAAUCAGGACAUGGACGUGAGAAUUCAGAGUAUGGUUUACAAAACUACACCGAAAUUAAGAGUGUCAUCACAAAAGUUCUUGGAAAGAAUUCAUAAAUUUGAUGCUCUCGUUUAAAAAUUGUUUAUGCUUAAAGUUCCAGAAAAAUUUUAUUUUUUAUACAAAAAAAACGGCUUAAAGCUGCUCCAUUUUAAUUUGAGGAAUGUUUGGGUUUGUCAUAUAAUUCAAGUAAAUAUUUUUGUAAAAUAAAGUAAAACAUAUCAUAUUAACCAAAA